Lymnaea stagnalis (great pond snail) is the source of this 5300-nucleotide messenger RNA. Lineage: Eukaryota; Metazoa; Mollusca; Gastropoda; Lymnaeidae. The record is from the annotation of a GenBank genome assembly.
GCAAGAGUUCCUUUUCUUUUUUUCAACAUGGCUGAGGCUAUGAGAGCAACCGUGGCAUCCUUAUUGAAGGGAAUUGAUAGGUAUGGUAAAACAAUAAGUAACUAUAUGAGGGAUUAUUAGAUUUAAUAGUAAUUAAUUUUUAAAAGCUUUUUUUGCAUAUGAUAGGUAAAAUCAUAUAAUUGCAUAAUUAUCAGCCGGCUUGUUAAUUAAUUUAUGUGUGAUGUUGCCAUUUUUGAUUAAUUAAUUCAUCAUCAUUGAUUGAAAUUUUUAAUUUAAGUUGAUAAAUAAAUAUUGAUAAUUUUAUUUAUUAUUAUCAUUAAAUAUACAUAAUUAUAAUAUAGUGUAGCCGCUAUAUUUUUAACAUUGGGAAUUGUCACUUUUUAACCAUUUGGCUGGGGGAUUUGAGGCAUUUGUCUGUUUAUUACAAAGUACUAACAUAUACUAUAUACUUAUACCAUCAAUGUUUCUCAUUUAGUAUUUCUUUUGUCUUUGUAGAAUGGAACAUAUUUCUCUUUCAUGUAAAUGUCCAGACUAUCUUGAAUUUGUUGAAAUGAAGUAAACUCGGAUUGACUAUUAGCGGUCAUGUGACAAGGCUGACAGACAAAUAUCUCAGGCAACUUUGUUACGGCGGUUAUGUGACUUGGUAGAAUAUAUAAUAUAAUAUCAGGACGAAUAUCUCGAGAACUAAUUCGUCCGGUCGCCGGACAUGUAGACACUUCAUACAAUCUAACUAGGCUUCUAAAAUAGUAAUAUUUUUAAGUAUAGGUACUUGAACUUGGGUAACAUUUUCAAAUUGAAUGAACACAUUUGAAUUUGACUACUAAAAAACUACAUUAGAAAUAAGUUUACUACACUUCACUACACUAAGUUUAAGUGACUAUAACUUAAGCUUAAUUACACUUAACAUGAUCAGAAAAUGAACAGGGCUAGGCCUAAACUAAUAAUAAAUUAAUGAUCACUAAUUAAAUUUUAGUCAUAUUUUAUUUGAUUAUUGUCAAAUUCCAUCUACAGCGAUGUAUUCAAUAGAUGCAGAUAUUUAUGUUUGUAUUCACUCAAUGCAUGCAAGUUUUUGUUUCCUUAUUUUAUAUUUUUAUAAUAGGGGGGAGGGGUCUCCCCUCCCCAGAAGAUUUUUGUUUCUUAUUUUGUUAUUUAAAGUGGGUGCAAGGGUCUCCCCAGAAGAUCACUUUGCACACUGUCACACGGCAAACUCUUAUGAAUGAAAAUGAGAUUUUGCAAACGGAAAAUUAUGAUAAUUAAUAUUGUAUUGAUGAAAUUACCAAGGUCCCUAAGAUUAUAAAUACCAGUAAAUCAGAAUCCACUGUAUUUUAUGCAGUCAAUGUCUUAUAUUUCACAGAUACAAUCCAGAGAAUCUUCAGACAUUAGAACGAUAUGUCGACAUGCAAGCAAGUGAGAACACAUAUGACCUUGAAGCUAAUUUGGCCAUACUAAAGCUGUAAGUUCAUUUACCAGUAUCAAUAUUUCGAUCAAAGAGAAACAAUUAGAAGAUACUAAUUAGCAUAUGUAAUUCUGUGAUAUAUUUAUUUCCUUUGAUACAAUAGAUCAAACUUUAUCAAUAAAAAUAAUUAAUUUAAAUUCAUCUGAACAGCUGCCAAGUGAACUUUCUGUUUUGGUCUGUUUGUAAUUGUUUAUUAGAGCAAAGGUUUUUAACCAGGGGUGCUGGAAGACCAAGAAAACCAGAUUUAUUUGUAUUUUUUGGACAUUUUUAUCAUGUGAUAGCGUAUGCAAAAUUCCGAAAAAUAUUAUUACAUCUAAAUGGGGAUGUGGAAAAGGUCUUGAAAUUUUUAGGAGGUGUAGUGCUGCUAAUUAUUCUGACCCCCUGAAUCAGCGCAUAGAUUAUUCCUUACGUACGUAAUGCAUUUUAUUCUUUGAUUUAAUAAAGGCCUAGUUUUUUUUCUUCUUUUUCUAAAAAUAAGAUACAGCAAUUUUUUUAAUCAUUUUUUGUUUUUGAAGAUACCAGUUUAAUCCAAGUUUGUAUCAGACUGGUGUGACAGCACUUAUUCUUCUGAAAGCACUAACAAAUCUUCCUCACUCAGACUUUAUCUUGUGCAAGUGUCUUAUUGAGACAGCAAGAGUGAGUACAUUUAUUUAUGCCUUGAAAAAAAUCUUUGAAACUCCAAAAGAGAUGCUAUUCAUGAGUUAGAUCUAGUAUCUUUUUAAAGAUGUUUUAAAAAUGGGAUUUAAUAGUGUGUAUGCUAAAACUGGCAGAUGAUUCUGAUCACAAUUUUUCUAUUCUCAGUUACUCGAGGAGCCUGUAUCAAAAGUUUUAAAGUUGGCAAACUAUCUAGAAACUGCAAACUUCCAAGAAUUCUGGGUAAUAUGCAACUCUUUCACAUGUUACUUUUUUAGGAUUGCAAAGAAGUGAAUAGACGCAUGAGGUUUAAAUUUCAGUAAUUCCGGUACAUAAUUUGUAAAGGCUAGGAAACCCCCUCAUAUGGCUGGGCUGUAUAUAAUUAAUCAACUUCUUAUCAAAGGAAGUUUAACCAUGUUUAAAGCUUAUGACUCCUGAGUGGUCAUAUUAUGGAAGCGAGAAUAAGGGUUUACACAUUUAAAUAACGUUAUUAUUUAUUUAUUUGUCAAAUUUUUAUAAAGAAAUUUAUUAAAUAGUAAAUAUGCAAUAUUUUGAUGAUUUAAUAACGUUGGGAUCAUUCUUUACUGCAGUCAUCUCUGGAAGAUGAUCCGAGCCUGUUGAUUGGCAUUGUGGGCUUUGAAGACUCAAUACGCAAAUGUAGGUUGGCUUAAAUGAAUAAUUAUGAAAAAUGUAUAAUCUUUAAACCAAUAACCUUAUAAUUAGCAUUGUAUUGUAAUCCUUAGUUUAGCUACAAGAAUGCUUUAUUGUUUAGACGAAGUAAAAAAACAAACAAAAAUUAUCUUUUGUGACACUUUAUGCUGCACUUACAUUUAAUAUUACAAUAUCAAGGUCUUAUUAGGUGUCCUUUCUUUCAGCUUUUAGACCAGUGGUUCUCAACCUUCCUAAUACCGCUACCCUUUAAUACAAUUUCUCAUGUCGCAACCCACAGGUUGAGAACCGCUGGCUUAGGCAUUCAUGUAGUGGGUGCAAGAAAUUAGGGUGUGUCAAUACACUUUAACAAAAUUGACUUCUCCAUUUCUGUGCAGAAUUAAUGUUCAAUUUUAAUCUAUUAAUUAGUAUUAGAUUCUAAGGGCAAUAUCCAAGAAAGAAUUCAUAAAAUGUAUGUUAUUUUUCAUAAGAGCGUUCAAAACAUCCCUAAACAUCUGACUUGGAAGUAAAUGCAUACAUUUAAAUUAAGAAUUACAACUACAAUUAAUUAAAAACCAUAAAGGUCUGACUUGGAAGUAAAUGCAUACAUUUAAAUUAAGAAUUACAACUACAAUUAAUUAAAAACCAUAAAGGUCUGACUUGGAAGUAAAUGCAUACAUUUAAAUUAAGAAUUACAACUACAAUUAAUUAAAAACCAUAAAGGUCUGACUUGGAAGUAAAUGCAUACAUUUAAAUUAAGAAUUACAACUACAAUUAAUUAAAAACCAUAAAGGUCUGACUUGGAAGUAAAUGCAUACAUUUAAAUUAAGAAUUACAACUACAAUUAAUUAAAAACCAUAAAGGUCUGACUUGGAAGUAAAUGCAUACAUUUAAAUUAAGAAUUACAACUACAAUUAAUUUAAAAAAACAACAACUUUUAUUUCAUAAGGGUAAAGUUUGCAAUGCAAGAAAAACCAACACGUGUGCUGUAAUUGUUAACCCCUGAAAUUCAUGAAGGGGUGAAGUUAAAAUAUUCAUUUGAUAUAUGAAAAAUAUUUGAUGCAUAUCUUUCAGUUGUCUGUCAUGUAGUAGCAUCCACUUAUCAGAGUAUUAGAAAAGACAAAUUGCGCCAACUCCUCGGUAACAUUACAGGUGAGGAUUUUAUGCCCUUUCUUUUAUUAGAAUUAGGUGGCAUCUUACAUUUUAUUUGACCUCAUUGUCAAGAUGGGGGGAGAACCAAUCGAAAUCCUUGAUGUUACAGAUGAGAAUAAAUUUCCUUAUUUUAUCUUUCUUUAUAGUGAACGCUUUGGCUUUAUUGGGACAAAUUUUUAGUAAUCAAAGUGUUCUUAUUUUUUAAGAUUUACUUUACAAUUGUAUGGAGCGCGUGAUAAUUUUCAAUGCAUUUAGGAUAAUUUUAAUAUUCAACAUUGAAGAUUGGCUUUGAAAAUAAGCCAGCGGAAUUAUUUUUUAAUUGGAUGUGAUUUUUAUUAUUUCAGAUUUACAAUUUCGCAUUGUGCUUAUUAAUCUUCAAAGGCUUUUCAUUCACAAUUUCCAUGUUUUACAAAACCAUUAAUCUAGUUCCUAGAAGGUCUUGUGGGCCUGAUUCAACAUGCAGCAUGGGCCUACAUGUUGUAAGUUGCCCAAAUCUGGUCCAGAUAAUAAUUAGAAAUUUAAGUUCUCUUUUUAAUAUCCCUGAUGACUGAAUAUUUUUCAACUCUAUUUGUUACUUAAAACUUAUAAUUUUUUACCAGAUGCUCAUUCAAGUCAAUGGAUUAGUAAAUAUGGGUGGACUGAGCAACUAGAUGGCUAUGUGUUCAUCACAAACCAGGAUGAAAAUAUCAAAACAAAGAAUAUUACAGAAAAGAUCUCUUUUGACAGUAAGUUAAUAAUAAAAAAAAAAAUAUGGUGCAAACAUCAUUAGCUGCUAACUGCUAUCAUCAAGUCUGUAUUUCUAUAUUAUUAUGGAAUAAAUGUUUUAACCAAUUUACUUUUUUUUUUUGGUUCUUUCUUUCCUUAUACUUUGUAUUUAGUGGGUAAAAUACACAAACAAGUGGUCAUUUUAUUGGGAACUCAUUGAGAACAUGUGUUCAUGGCAAUAAAUAAUAAAGUGGUGUUCUUUCUUUAUAAAAGAUAUUUAUUGAAACUUUUUUUUGUAGGUGUGGCAGCAAUUAUGGCAUCAGGACGAUGAUGAGUCAUCUAAACAGCAUGCAGGCAGUGGAAAAACCUGAAGUCAAACAUAUUGCUCUUAGCACAUAUUUUGAUCUUGUGUUGAAAUAUUUAAAAAUAAAUGUGCUCUUAUGGAUUCCAGAGCCUCAAAUGAUAAUUGUUGUUGGUUCUCUAAUUUUAGCCCGUUGUGAUUCCUUCCAUUUUUGGUUGAAUUAAACUGUUUAGUCAUGCAUUGUAAAUAAUUUCAAAUAAAAAGAUGGACACUAAAGUUAAUUUAUUAUAUAUUUUUUAGGAUGAAAGUCUUUUAAAAAAGAACAUUCAACUUUUUUUGCUGAGCAAUAAAUAUGAGAAAAAAUGAAUACUUUUAUUUUAAAUAAAUUUUAUUUAGAAGCUAUAC